Molecule: messenger RNA, 1807 nt
Organism: Scomber japonicus (chub mackerel)
Lineage: Eukaryota; Metazoa; Chordata; Actinopteri; Scombriformes; Scombridae
Gene: habp2
Product: hyaluronan binding protein 2
Exons: 10
Coding region: 65-1612 (515 amino acids)
Biological process (GO): proteolysis; blood coagulation
Molecular function (GO): calcium ion binding; serine-type endopeptidase activity
Source: RefSeq, a predicted model, not a curated record
CUUUGCCGCCGAAAUCCCAGCUCAAGAUGUUGAUUUGACUCUGGAUGACUGGUUGUACGAACUCAUGGAUGUCAAAGAUACAUGUGAACCCAAUCCAUGUUUGAAUGGAGGUCUCUGUGACACCACUCGUGACGGCUUUGUGUGUUCGUGCCCUGAGCCUUACACAGGAAAGACAUGUCAGACAGUGAAAGAUGUUUGCCACAGUGCCAGAUGUGGCCAAGGAACCUGUGUUUUCACAUCUACCGCACCAUUCUAUGAGUGCAAGUGCCAUCCUCCCUUCAAACCACCCCACUGCAGAAAAGCUUCAGCCUGCAGACCCAAUCCCUGUCAGAAUGGAGGCACCUGCACAAAGGGUCCCAAACGUUCCUCCUUCCAGUGUUUUUGUCCCACUGGAUAUAGUGGGAAGUUCUGUGAAGUUCGCCCGAACGACUGUUACCAAGAGGAUGGAGAGUUUUAUCGGGGCAUGGUGAGUGUAACAGUUGAUGGGGAAGACUGCCUGGACUGGAAUUCCUAUUUUAUACUGCAGAAAGGUGGUGAUCCUUUCAAACAGUAUGCAGGCUUUGAUGGAAUUGGACCACACAAUUAUUGCAGGAACCCUGAUGGAGAUGAUCAGCCCUGGUGUUAUAUCAACAAAAAUGGCACACUGACGUGGAGCUAUUGUAAUGUCAGGAAAUGCUCUGGAGGUAAAACACACAUGCACACAUACAGUACACACAUACAUCCUGGCCUUCUAAUAUCUCUUCUGCUCAUUUUUGAUCUUCUGUCCCUCCCAGCUCCAGCUACCCCACCAACCAUCCAUGAAACAGAUCCAACCCCCGCUGUGGCCCCUGCCCAGUUCUCCCAGUGUGGGAGUCCACAGCCUGGCCGAGCGUCCAGGAUCUUUGGAGGGAAAAAGUCUCUGCCUGGUGCUCAUCCAUGGCAGGUUUCCCUGCAGACCAGACCCAAGCACUCCUCCGGGCCCUUUAACCACAUCUGUGGAGGCAUCCUUCUUGAGUCCUGCUGGGUUCUCACUGCUGCACACUGCAUUAAAGCUGAAAUGGAAAUGCAAGUGGUGCUGGGAGGAGUGGACAUAGGGAAGGAUGAAGUAUAUGACCAGGUGAUUCCUGUGGAGAGAGCUGUUGUGCAUGAGGAUUAUAGGGAGAGCCCCUUUGCUCUUCAUAAUGAUGUUGCCAUGCUUCAGCUGAAAGCCAUCAACAAGCCAUACUGUGCUAAAGAAACACGCUUUGUAAAGACAGCCUGCCUGCCAAACCAGCCCUUCGACAGUGGGACGGAGUGUGUGAUCUCAGGAUGGGGUGUGACUGAAACACAGAAAUAUGGUACCAACCAGCUGCUGGAUGCUCGUGUUCUCCUGAUCUCCCAGGAGAAAUGUAAAGCUCCCCAUGUCUACGGAGACUCAUUGGAUGACAGCAUGUUCUGUGCAGGCAACAUGAAAGGAGGUGUCGACUCCUGCCAGGGAGACUCUGGUGGUCCUCUGGUGUGUGAGCGUAAUGGGACUCACUAUGUCGUUGGAGUGGUGAGCUGGGGCGACGGAUGUGGCAAGAAGUACAAACCUGGUGUCUAUGCCAACGUCAGGAGAUUUAUUGACUGGAUUAGUUAUUAUUUAAUGCAAUAAGCAUGAAUGUGGCCUAACUGAUGCUGUAUACAAUAGUUACAGACUUGUCGCCACUGACUCUGACUCUCAUUCCAUCCAGAAUGGGUGAGCAUUAAACUUGUGACACAUCACCUCAUUAUGUACUGUUAUAACUCAUCUAUAUCUCACUGUGUUCAAAUGCUAUAGGGUAGGUAUACACAAUGAUGAAGGAGAGGA